UGUAAACAAAUGGCUUAAUCCAACUAAAAACUUCAAUAAGCCCAUAAAUAUACAUAUACAUACAAACCCACGAAAAACCACCACGUCCGGAAAAACAAAACCCCCAAAUUCCGCCAUGUCAACAACAACCAUCAGUCGUCUCCGAUCACUUUUACAACCCAAAAACAUCAGUCGUUUCAUUUCAUCGUCAUCAUCAUCAUCCGUUGAAAAAAGUAGUUUAAUAUAUCAACAAACUCUAAAAACACAACGCCCACUCACAAUCCAAUUUCAAAAAAAAUUAUUAAAUUCCGUCUCUUUUAUCGGGACAAUUAUAUCUCCAAUUAAAUCCUACACUAGAGAAGGCGGUGCCCUUGUUGCUCAUACCCAGCUCAAAGUCCAGUCACCAGAUGGGCCCAAUAAAUUUCUCACGAUAUUUUUGGACAUGUGGGAUGAUAUGGCGGAGUUAUCUAUACAACAUAUAAAACCAAAUGAUUGUAUAUAUGUUUCAGGGUAUUUAAGGUCAUCCACUAUAACUUGUGACGAUGGAAGCACCAAACUGAAAAACAAGGUUAUAGUGAAAGAAAUCAACUAUGUUGCAAAUAACAAUCAACAGUGUCAGAACAUAGAAGAUCAAAGAGAAUCAGCUUUAGAAAGACAAAGAAAGCGUCUUUAUCUAUGGCAAGUGUUCUUUGCAAAUCCAUACGAGUGGAAGGAUUUAAGAAAGUGUAAGGCUAAUCCAAGAGAACCCGAUUUCAGGCACAAAGGUAGUGGUGAAGCCCUUUGGCUUAACCCACAUGAUCCACCAUGGGUUAAAAGACAGCUAGAACUGCAGGAUUCUAGAAUGUGUAGCAUGGGUUCUCACUCUUUCGCAUCAGAUGAACCAUUUAAAUCUUUUGCGUCAGUGUUAUAAUGACAUUUGAAUAGUUAACUGAACUGGAUAGUAGUCACAAAGACUCAAAGAGCGCCUUGAAUUGGUCAUGGGCUUAAGUGCAAAGUAAGCAAUACAUGGUAUAAGCCUCUAUAGAAAAGAUAUCGUUUGGAGUUAAAUAUGUACAUAAACUAUACAUUUUCUGUAAACUCAACCAGUUAUUCGAAUUAUCGGUAUCUUGGUUGCUUUGCGAUCCUGGUUUGGAUCAUAACAGAUGAGGAGGCACCUGGGCUAAUAUUGGAGCUUUCAAAUCUUAAUUGACAAUUAGUAGGAGUUAAGAUAUUGAAACGAGUUAUUACA
Molecule: messenger RNA, 1207 nt
Organism: Erigeron canadensis
Lineage: Eukaryota; Viridiplantae; Streptophyta; Magnoliopsida; Asterales; Asteraceae
Product: protein OSB1, mitochondrial-like
Exons: 4
Coding region: 116-889 (257 amino acids)
Biological process (GO): positive regulation of helicase activity; mitochondrial DNA replication
Cellular component (GO): mitochondrial nucleoid
Molecular function (GO): single-stranded DNA binding
Source: RefSeq, a predicted model, not a curated record